This is a messenger RNA of Closterium sp. Yama58-4, 1077 nucleotides long. The record is from the annotation of a GenBank genome assembly. Lineage: Eukaryota; Viridiplantae; Streptophyta; Zygnematophyceae; Desmidiales; Closteriaceae.
AUGGCGUCCUCGUCGCUUUCCUGCUUGCAGCAAGCCUCGGCCUGCACGACUGCCAGGCUGGCAAACCUAUCCAGCUCACGCAGCUGCCACGUCACCAGCCAGCGCCUCUCAUUCCCCUCCCUCGCCUGCUCCAGCACCUCCGCGUCUCGCGCCGCAACCGGCGGCGCGGUGCGCGUGAGCGCGGUGAAGAAGCAGGAGGAGCUGGCGGAGAUCCGCGGGAUGGGGACGGCGGAGAUCGAGCAGGCGGUGGUGGACCUCAAGGGCGAGCUCUUCCUGCUGCGCGCCAAGCAGGCCACGCGUCUCGAGUUCAAGCCCAGCGAGUUCGGCCGCAUUCACAAGCGGAUUGCACGGAUGCUGACUGUGAGGCGGGAGAGGGAGUUGGAGCAGGGCAUUGGGAAGAGAGAGUCGCGAAAGCUUGACCGAGCAUGGAAGAAAAGCAUUGAUCCUGGCGCGUCGAGAGGACAGAAGAGCAAACUUGCUGCAGCGCUCAAGAUCCUCCUUAUCGGAGACAGUGCUGUGGGAAAGAGCAGUCUUCUCCUCCGUUUUUCAGAGGACCAAUUUCGGAGCGACCUCACAUCCACAAUUGGAGUUGGCUUCUUGAUUCGCACGACCGAAAUCGAUGGUGAACCGGUGAAGAUGUCUAUAUGGGAUACAGCUGGGCAGGAGAAAUAUCGCACCAUCACUGAAGCCUACUAUCGGAACGCUCACGGUAUAAUUCUCAUCUACGACAUCACCGACCCAUUAUCAUUCAACAAUGUGCGAGGGUGGAUCAAGAGCAUUGAGGAGCAUUCGACGUGCGGGGUGCGUGUGGUUCUUGUCGGCAACAAGGCUGACAUGGACGACCGAAGGGUUGUAAGCAAAGAACAAGGGCAACAACUGGCUAACGAGUUCAAUGUCAACUUUUUUGAGACUUCUGCUAAAGCGGAUAUCAAUGUUGAGGAGGCAUUCCAGUGCAUCGCCAAGGAGAGCAAACAACUAUACGACAUGAUCCACUCUCAGCAUCGCGAGGUAUUAACGUGUAUCAACCUCGAACAAAAAUCAACACCAUCCCUUACCAGUUCUACUUGUUGUGUUUGA